CGUGGAAUGAAGCAGAGAAAGGAGGUAUCAAUACCUCAUUAUAAACGAAUGAAUUAAGCAGAGGCAUUCAUCUUCUUCAUCCAACAAAGCUUGAAGAUUACUUUAAUGGCAGACAGUUAAGGUGUGAUGGACUUUGAAAGCUAAGGAAACGUUAAGUAUCAGAGGGAAGAAAAAGAAAUGGCAGAGAGUGCUGUGAACUUCUUAAUACAAUACUUGUGGCCUUUGCUGGUGAAUGAAGUGCAGUCGUUGAAGGGGGUCGACGAAGAAGUCCGCGAACUCAUAAAUGAGUUCGAAAGCAUCAGAUCCGUCUUAAGGGAUGCCGACGCAAGACAAGAUACUGAUGAAGGCCUCAAGACAUGGGUGAAACAAAUAAGAGAAGUGGCUUACGACGUUGAGGAUGUUCUUGACGAGUUCAUGCUCGGCCAAGCACAAGAGCAGAACGGCUCCCAUGGAUUCGUCGAUUUUCUUCAUAGACCCAUCAAGCGGUUGAAGGCGCGCCAUCAGAUUGCAUCGUUCCUACGAAAUAUCAAAACCAGAAUCGGUAAGAUUACGGCGAGAAAAGAUGCUUACGCUCUCAAUGGAAUAGAGCAAGGUUCAAGCUCCAACAACAUGAGUGAUCAAUGGUAUGAUCCUCGAUUGAAUGCUCUUUUCAUUGAGGAAGCUGAUCUUGUGGGCAUCGACAGGCCAAGGACUCAGUUGAUCAGAUGGUUAAUGAAUGGAGAUUCGAGACUCUCAACGAUUUCGGUGGUCGGGAUGGGUGGCCUAGGUAAGACCACUCUAGUAAAAAAAGUCUAUGAUAGCCAACAGGUGAAACGACGUUUUGACACAUAUGCUUGGAUCACCGUCUCCCAAUCGUUCAAACCGGAGGAACUGCUUCAAAGAAUGAUAAAGCAAUUCUUCAAGGGGAAGAAAGAUCCAUCUCCACGAGGAUUAGACGCGAUGACACAGGUCGAGAAGAAAGAUCCAUCUCCACAAGAAUUAGACGCGAUGGCACAGGUCGAGCUCAUACAAGAGCUACGGAUUUACUUGCAGAACAAAAGGUAUGUACUUGUUCUUGAUGAUGUAUGGGAGGCAGACGUAUGGAAUUUCGUAAGCAAUGCAUUGCCCACUGGCGAAUAUGGUAGCUGGGUAAUAAUCACCACACGCGAAGAUUAUGUUGCAUCAUCUUCUAAAAUCGGACCCUCCAAUCGCAUCUACAACCUUCAGCCUCUGGAUCCAGAAAAUGCCUGGUCCCUCUUUUGCAGGAAGGCGUUCCAAUCAAACGAGGAGAACAGCUGUCCUCAGGAAUUGGAGAACCUUUCUCAAAGUUUUGUCAAAAAAUGCCAAGGACUGCCUCUUGCGAUUGUCGCAUUGGGUAGUCUGCUGUCAAUGAAGGACAAGACGUAUGUUGCGUGGGAGAUGAUUCACCGUAGCCUUGGAUCAGAGCUUAGAAGCAUGACGAAAAUAUUAUUGCUCAGUUUCAAUGACUUGCCUUACUACCUGAAAUCGUGCUUCUUGUAUUUGACUAUUUUCCCCGAAGACUAUCCGAUUAAGCGUAUGAAACUAAUUCGCCUAUGGAUAGCCGAGGGGUUUGUAGAAAGAAAAGAAGGCAGGUCAAAGGAAGAGGUUGCUGAAGGUUACCUCAAUGAGCUCAUCGCGAGAAAUCUGGUUCACGUGGCAGAACGGAAAUCAUAUGGAAAGGUGAGCACUUGUCGCAUCCAUGAUCUUGUGCGAGAGAUGAUUAUUCCAAAAUUCAGGGAGGAGCAUUUCUUUGCAUCUUCUGUUGAAGAGAACACAAUACCUUGUAACAGAAUCCGGCGUCUGUCCAUUUAUAAAGAUGAGAAUUUUCCAAAAUUUGAUGCCUUCUCCUGCCUUCGCUCGUUGUUCAUUUUUGGUGCGGAAGGACUAUCUAAUGCCCCUGCAAUCACUUCAUUUUCUAGCUUGAGGCUGUUGAAGGUGGUUGAUCUUGAAAAUACGUCCAUUGAAAUCUUUCCUGAUGAUCUAACAAGCUUGUUGCAUUUGAGAUACUUAAGCUUGGAGAAUACAAAGAUCAAGAAGCUUCCUAGUUCGUUGGGGAGGCUAAAGAACUUAGAAACAUUGAAUCUUAAGGGCACUUUCGUAUGUGAAUUGCCGGUUGAGAUUCUCAAGCUCCAGCACCUACGGCACCUUCUGGCUUAUUCCUAUAUGGCAGAGAGCUUUUACAGGCCAUUUAAUAGUGUAGAUGGAAUUAAGGUGCCUGCCGGAAUGGGGAGUAUGAGAUCCCUGCAGAAGUUGGCACAUAUAGAGGCAGAGAGCGGCAUCAUUAGAGAGCUGGGGAAUCUCACCCAACUGAGGAGGUUAGGCAUUAUCAAGCUAAAAAGGGGAGAUGGGAACGAUUUAUGCACUUCCGUCGAGAAGAUGGACUACCUUCAGUCCUUUUCUGUGACAUCAGUGGCUGAGGAGGAGGUUCUCAACCUGCAUUCUUUAUCGCAUCCUCCGCCGCCUCUUCAACGUCUAUACUUGAAAGGGCGUUUGGAGAAGUUGCCUGAAUGGAUUGCCUCGCUUCAUAAUCUGGUCAAUAUUAGUCUGAGAUGGUCCAGAUUGAGGGAUGAUCCACUCAAAGCCCUUCAAUCACUGCCCAAUUUGGUGGAACUCCGACUAAACCAAGCUUAUGAUGGAGAAGAGUUAUGUUGCGAGGGGAGAGGAUAUCCAAGACUUAAGAAAUUAUGGCUCAUUGAUUUGAGCGGGUUGAAGAAUGUGAGGGUGGAGAAGGGAGCAAUGUCUAGCCUUGAAGAGCUAUAUAUUAUACGUUGCAAAGAAUUAGUGGAGGCGCCGUUGUGGCUCGAACACGUCACUAACAUCGAAGAACUCUACGUGCGUGAUACGUCGGAAGCUUUCAUCAAGGGUCUCGAAGAGUUGGUAGAUUCCAUGGUAAAGGUAAAUAUGUUGGAAAUGGGCAGUAAUUAUUUACCUGAGUGA
Magnolia sinica is the source of this 2937-nucleotide messenger RNA. Its product is annotated as disease resistance protein RPM1-like. The transcript has 2 exons. Gene Ontology annotation, molecular function: ADP binding. Gene Ontology annotation, biological process: defense response to other organism. Lineage: Eukaryota; Viridiplantae; Streptophyta; Magnoliopsida; Magnoliales; Magnoliaceae. The record is from RefSeq and is a predicted model, not a curated record. Bases 178 to 2937 code for a protein of 919 amino acids.